UGAAUUACAACUGUGAAGAAACUAUGAAGAAUAUCAGUUUGGUGAAUCUUGGUAAACUUCUAGAUGACUUCUCAGUGAUAGAAAAGAAAAUAUCAGAAAUUAAUGAAGCAAAUAACCUACUGGUUCUUCAGCUGGAAAAAUCUAACAUGUUGGUAAAAUUAAGCCAAUCAAAAGAGGAUUCAGUAAAAGAAGAAUGUGCUGCUCUACAGAAUGUGAUAAAUGGUCUAACACAAACUGUUGAAAACCAAUGUAACGUGAAAGAUGAAAAUGAGAGGCUGAAGGAUAGUAUUCACAUCUUGGAAGGGAAAUUAAAGGCUCGUGAACAGGAAUAUAAACUUCAGAUUGAGAAGCUUUUGACAGAAAUUAAAAACAAAGAGGAAGACCACAAAUUAGAAAUAACGCAAUUGAAUUGCGACAUGAAAAAAAAAAUUGAACUGAUAGAAGUGGGGUAUAAAGAACAAAUAGAGAAAAAAGAACUGGAAAUAUUAGAGUUAACCAGACAGCUGAAAACUCAAGAUGAAGAGAAGCAAAAUGAAAUCAUUAAACUGCAGAUAGAGUUCAAUGCUAAAUUAGCAAGAGUUCAGAAUAAAACAGCAAAAUCAUUUUCAGAUGCAUCUGUCUUGCCACAAAGUAUCUAUCGAAGGAAGCUGCAGCAUCUCCAGGAGGAAAAAAACAAGGAAAUUGAAAUUCUGCGUAACACCAUAAGAGACUUGGAGCAACGUCUUAAUAAAGGCCAGGACUUGCACUUCAAACGGAAGCGGUUUUGAGAAUACAUACUGCUGAAAUACACUAUUUCUAGUUCCCACUGUAUGACAAAGUAUCUCAAACUGUACACUUCAAAAGUAAAAGCAAAAUACAAAGAAGUACUGAAUCUAUUUUUAUUGAAAAAACUCUCUUGUCAAAUAUUCCAUAAACUUACAUUCUGUUCAGUAUUACUUUCUUGCUAAUCAGUAUUCACCAUAAGAAGCUUCAGGUUUUGUAGGAGUAACAAUUUCCCUAUUAAACCAUCAUUAAUUAUGGUGUAUGCUCUCAAAGUGGUUUUCCUUUCUUGGAUAUUCUCUUUAUCCAAGAUUCUUUCAAACUACUGUAUUUUCACUUCAGUUUGGUUAAUCACAGUUAGAGAAUGUUAAGUUACAAACAGAAGUUAUACAAAUUUCAGAGGUAUACUGCAUUACUAAUCAAUACAGAUUAUCAAAUUCAGCACUGUUAUAAACAAAGACAAACACUGCAUCAAGACUGAGUUUGGUCCCCACCCCACUGCUUUUUUGGUACAGAUACUGAUCUGCAUCAAGAGCUGUUAACGCUGCCUCUCAUUUUAGGCACAAUCCUAUUCAUUCAGUGAGAUUGUACAAGCUGCAGCAGUGUGUAUUAUGGGACCCUGAUACAGUAUAUAGUUACAGAAGAUAAACAUA
This is a messenger RNA of Dromaius novaehollandiae (emu), 1412 nucleotides long. It is a transcript of the gene CCDC152, whose product is annotated as coiled-coil domain containing 152. The record is from RefSeq and is a predicted model, not a curated record. The transcript is spliced from 8 exons. Bases 24 to 767 code for a protein of 247 amino acids. Lineage: Eukaryota; Metazoa; Chordata; Aves; Casuariiformes; Dromaiidae.